CCCAAACCACCCAAAACCGCCACCCUCAAGCUAAAAUUGUUCCAAAAGCUUCAUUUUUGCAUCAAGCAUCAUCACAAAAAGCUUUUUCAUCACUCUUUGAACAUCAAUCCAAGGUUCCAUGGCUCCUAAACGACGAAAUGAUGCUACUUCUUCCUCUUCAUCCGUACCACGUUUCACCUCCCCGGAGAAUGAGGCUUGGUACGAACAAAGAAAGAAGUGGAAGAUAGUGGUUGAGAAGACUGUGCAUCCUGAGAUCGACGCUCUGUAUCGACUCUCCAACGCUUUUGACAAAUUGGGAUGGGCCGUCAUGCUUACUUUGACUGGGGCAUACUACCCGACGCUUGUACGGGAGUUCUAUGCCAAUAUUGAGAGGAAAAUGGACCCGUUUGGGGAUAUUGUGAGCACUGUUAAAGGCACAAAAAUCACUAUUAGCAAACAAAGAUUGUGCAACUUGCUUCAUAUCCCAAACGUCGGUCGCCCAGUUGAAAUGAACUCUGUAGUGGUAAUCACCGACCCCGCUUACAAUGAGGUAGAUGUCAUGAACGAAUAUGGAUUCGGUGCAGAUCUUGGGGCUCGUGUUCUUGAAGCAAAAGAGAGACUUAUCGCAUACCUUCUUAGCUUCAACAUCUUGCCAAGAGCUAGUGACACGCAUGUACUUCGGCGGAUGGACCUCUACCUAAUGUAUAAAAUGAUCAACGGACUUGGGCAAAUCGAGGGUAUUCCUUUGGCUCCUUUAAUCAUG
Molecule: messenger RNA, 742 nt
Organism: Cuscuta epithymum
Lineage: Eukaryota; Viridiplantae; Streptophyta; Magnoliopsida; Solanales; Convolvulaceae
Source: the annotation of a GenBank genome assembly